AUGUAUAAUAAAGAUACGGUUUUCACUAAAGAUAUAGCAUGUACGGCCAUUACCGGGAAAGAUGCCUGGAAUAGACCAACUCCACAGCCAAUAACCAUAUCGUUAAAUUUCAACACUGAUUUUCAUAAAGCAUCCCAGCUUGACAAUUUGAAGUAUUCGAUUAAUUAUGCAGUUAUUACCAGAAAUGUCACCGAAUUUAUGAAAUCAAAUGAGCAUUUAAAUUUCAAAUCUUUGGGUAAUAUCGCCCAAGCCGUCGGUGAUAUUGGUUUGAAUGAAAGUAGAGGUGGUGGCUCAUCUGUGGAAGUUACCAUAAAGAGUACCAAAUCUGAAAUUAGAGCUGAUAGUGUGGAAUACAAAAUUUUGAGAAAUAACUUGGGAAUCACCCCUCCAUUAGAUGUUUUCAGAGUUAACAAGUUGAGAUUGUUGACUAUUAUUGGUGUUUUCACUUUUGAAAGAUUACAGAAACAAAUCGUUGAUGUUGAUUUAGAAUUUAAAAUCAAAGACAAUUCUAAUUUGUUUUUCCAUAAAAUCAUUGAGGAUAUUGUCAACUACGUAGAAUCAUCAAACUUCAAAACCGUUGAAGCGUUGGUUUCCAAAAUAGGUCAAUUGACUUUUCAAAAGUAUGGUUCUGGUAUUGAAGAGGUUUUAGCAAUUGUGACCAAACCAAAUGCAUUUAGCCACGUCGAAGGUGUGGGUGUUUCAUCAACAAUGACUUUGGACAAUUUUAAAGACAUGGAACCAAUUGAAUAUGAAAAUGCUGCGAAGGCAGUUACAUCAUUCAAUUUACCAGUUGAACAAGAAAAAACAGAUAAAUAUGAAGGCUACCACACAGCAUACAUUGCAUUUGGAUCAAACUCUGGUGACCAAAUGUUAAACAUCAAUGAUGCACUUAAGUUAUUGCUGAAUUAUGAUAUCAUUGUUGAAUCUACCUCCUCGUUGUACAUUUCAAAACCAAUGUAUUAUUUGGAUCAGCCAGAUUUCUUCAAUGGUGCCAUCAAAAUCAAUUUUAUGGAUAUUUCACCUCAUCGAUUGUUGGAGAUUCUUAAAGAAAUUGAAUAUUCCCAUUUAAAGAGAGUCAAAGAGUUUGAUAACGGACCUAGAUCUAUCGAUUUAGAUAUUAUUUUAUACGAUGAUCUUACAUUGAAUACAGAAGAUUUAAUCAUUCCUCAUAAAUCAUUGCUUGAAAGAACAUUUGUGUUGCAACCAUUGUGCGAGAUCUUACCACCAGAUUUUAUUCAUCCUAUCAGUGCAGAAAGUAUCCACAGCCAUUUGAAACAAUUGUUGAAUGAAAAACCACAGGAAGAUGAAACAUUGCAAGUAUCUUCUGAUUUGUUGCAGUUCGUACCUGUUCCAAGAUUAUCGUUAUCACCAGCUGAUAACAUCUUAAGAUUUGAUCACAUUAAUAAAAAAUCACCUACUUUAAUUAUGGCUAUUUUGAAUAUGACUCCAGAUUCGUUUAGUGAUGCCGGUAAGUAUUAUGACCAAGCUUUAGAGGAUAUUGUCAAAAAUGCCGAGAGAUUGGUUGCCGAAGGAGCUAAUAUUAUUGACAUUGGAGGUGUUUCCACAAGACCAGGAAGUACUGAACCUAGCGAAGAAGAAGAAUUGCAAAGGGUUGUACCUUUGGUUAAAGCGAUCCGUGAAUCUAAGAAUCCUGCAUUGAGAAAUGUUUUAAUUUCUAUUGAUACAUAUCGUAGUAAUGUUGCAGAAGAAAGUUUAAUUGCAGGUGCUGAUAUUAUUAAUGAUAUUUCUAUGGGUAAAUAUGACGACAUGAUGUUUGAUGUCAUUGCAUUAUACGGAUGUCCUUAUAUCAUGAAUCACACCAGGGGAACUCCAAAGACUAUGUCCAAGUUGACUAGUUAUGAAUCAAACACUAAUGAUGAUUUAGUAGAAUUUGUUAUUGAUCCUAAAUUGGGACAACAAGGUGAUCUCGAAGUUUCGACAGAUUCAAAGAACUUACUCAAUGGAGUCAGUCGAGAAUUAAGUUUGCAAAUGUUCAAAGCCAUGGCUAAAGGGGUUAAAAAAUGGCAGAUCAUUGUUGAUCCUGGUGUUGGAUUUGCAAAAAAUUUGCAACAAAACUUGGAUAUUAUCCGUCACGCAUCAUUCUUCAAGAAAUACUCAAUCCAGCUUAAUGAAAGGGUUGGAGAUGAAAUAAGACAUAAUUAUUUAAGCUUUAAUGGUAUGCCACUAUUGGUUGGAACAUCAAGAAAGAAGUUCCUUGGAACUUUGACCGGUAAAGAAACCAAUCCACUGGAUAGAGUUCUUGCCACUGCUGCUACUGUUACUGCAAGUAUAGAGCAAAAUACGGAUAUUGUUAGAGUUCAUGAUGUUAAAGAAAUGAAAGAUGUUGUUCUAACAAGCGAUGCUAUAUAUAGGUCUAUCUAG
Messenger RNA from Candida tropicalis MYA-3404, 2382 nucleotides. RefSeq names its product trifunctional dihydropteroate synthetase/dihydrohydroxymethylpterin pyrophosphokinase/dihydroneopterin aldolase (gene FOL1). Gene Ontology annotation, biological process: tetrahydrofolate biosynthetic process. Lineage: Eukaryota; Fungi; Ascomycota; Pichiomycetes; Serinales; Debaryomycetaceae. The coding region runs from base 1 to 2382 and encodes 793 amino acids. Gene Ontology annotation, molecular function: 2-amino-4-hydroxy-6-hydroxymethyldihydropteridine diphosphokinase activity; dihydropteroate synthase activity; dihydroneopterin aldolase activity. The transcript has a single exon. The record is from RefSeq and is a predicted model, not a curated record. Gene Ontology annotation, cellular component: mitochondrial envelope.